AAACCGAGUUUUGAAAUUCGGGGGAGCUAGAACAGCCGUUAGCCAGAGAAGAAGAUGGAUCUUUUCUUUCAGGAAUUGCAGAGUGAUGAUCUUGCCUUCUGGUAUGAGCUUACUCCACUGAACCAAAGCGCUUUCCUGCCCUAUUCAAGCACACCCACAAGCGAAAUUUCGGCAAGUAAUUCUGGCAAUGGAUCAAAUUCUACUAACAUGAACAAGAGAAUGAUUGACUUCAUGAGGAGAAAUGGGCCUGUAAGAGUUGGAAGUCAAGAAUCCGAGAGUGCAAGAUGUUACCGCCGGAAGAUAAGCGAGAGAAUGCGGAGAGAGAAGGAGAAGAACGGCUAUUUAGCGCUUCAUGCUGUGUUGCCCCUUGGCACCAAGAACGAUAAGAACUCGAUUGUGCAAAUGGCGGCGAAGAGAAUUCUUGAGCUGAAGCAAUAUAAGGAGGUGUUGGAGAGGAGAAACCAUGAGCUCGAAGUGAAGGCGAUCAAGGUUGGAAAUGUACCGAGGAGUAUAAAGAUUAAGUUCAAAGUAGGAAAUUCAACAUCAGGGGUUGAUUAUAUGGUGGAGGUUCUUAAGUGCUUGAAUAGCUUUGGAUCAAAAAUCACAAGCAUUAAAUCAAGGUUUUCUGAUCAAGAAGUUGCGGCAGUAAUGGAUAUUGAAACCGAGAUUUCAGAUGCUGAGAUAAGAAAGACAGUGCAGAGAACACUAGAGGAUGUUGAGAGGAAUCUUCGCAGCCAUUUUUCCGGAAGGUUGCAACAAACCUGAACCAAUAGAGUUGGUUGGCGCAUUCAUUGGCCCAAAUGAAUAUAUGCAAAGGUGGUGGUGUGAGAAAAAGUCAGUUUGCCAUUACACGUUUUGACCUUCGAAGAAAUAUCAACAACGAGUUCGCUGUCAACAUGGAUUCUUGCAUUGUGGUUGGACUUUUCUUUUAUUAUUUUUUUUUGAAUUGAAAAGGCUCCAAGUAUGACUAUUAUAGCAAUUCUGUUCAUUUUGAUAUGAUUUUGAAUUGAAACUGUGAGCUUCAGAUCCAA
Hevea brasiliensis (rubber tree) is the source of this 1031-nucleotide messenger RNA. Its product is annotated as transcription factor bHLH92-like. The transcript is spliced from 3 exons. The record is from RefSeq and is a predicted model, not a curated record. Gene Ontology annotation, molecular function: protein dimerization activity. NCBI's taxonomy places the organism in Eukaryota, Viridiplantae, Streptophyta, Magnoliopsida, Malpighiales, Euphorbiaceae. Bases 55 to 765 code for a protein of 236 amino acids.